AUGCCGGGGCCCGACAAUAUCGGAUUAAAGGAUCUUAUCCAAACAGAUAUCUGGCCAUGGAUCAAGAGUUGCCAGUCCGAUCAUGAAGAAUGCCAAACAGCUGGGAAUAUUGUCGAGGUACCGAAAAGACUCAUUGACGUCGGAUUGGAUAAAUCCCAGACGGUGAAGUUAGUCCAACCAGUCGAUGAUGAUACAAAGGCUACAGACUUUAGCUACCUUGCAUUGAGUUACUGCUGGGGAAAGGGAACAAGCAACAGCAAAGCAAGAACAACAUCGAGCAACCUGUCAUCUCGCCUACGGGGUAUCACUACAAGCACCCUGCCCAUGACUAUCCAAGAUGCCAUCACAGUUACUAGGCUUAUGGGGGUAAGAUACCUCUGGGUUGACGCAAUUUGUAUUAUUCAGCCAGAAGGUCUAAAUGAUCGCGGGGAUUGGGAAACUGAAGCGGGGAAGAUGGCAGAUUACUACUCGGGUGCUCUAUGUUGCAUCGCUGCUUCCUGUGCAACUAAUUGUGAACAAGCAUUCUUGAGACCGAGACCUUUGGGACGAUAUACAAUUCGACCGGUUGUUAUACCAUUUACCGAUGCACACAGGGAAGAUUAUCUAUGGGCUAUCUUCAGGCCUGUGUUGGACGGAGAUGACCAUGACUUUCUAUUCGCACAUUCGAGGAAUCUUAUUAGAAACUCACUCAUAAAGCGCGGCUGGUGCCUGCAGGAAAGAAUUCUAUCCUACCGAGUGCUUCAUUGGACAUGGGCCGGUGUUUUCAGGGAAUGUCGAAGCAGGCGACCUCUUAUAGAGACUUUACACAAUACCAAGGCAUCAGGGUGGAAGCAUAUUCUAACUGGCAGCGAAUGCGAUGCUUUGGGCAUAGGCUGGUUCAGACUGGUUCAGCAAUACUCAGAGAUGGAAUUGACAUACCCUGAUGACUGUUUACCUGCCAUUUGGGGUAUAGCAAGCAUACUAUCCCAAAAGUUCCAAGACCAAUACUUUUAUGGGGUUUUCAGGUCUUACUUGAUGCAAGGCCUACUUUGGAAAUCAACUGCCGGAUUGAAAAAGGAUAACAAGUUUCCUACUUGGUCCUGGAUGUCCGUCUCUGGAUUGGUCUAUUACGGAUUGGCUCCAUUAAACAAUCAGCAUUCCAUGAUUCGUCAUGUUUUUCCUGAUCCAUUCCCAACUGGCCAUGGCUCAACGUGCCAUGGAGAGCGUGUUAGCUAUGCGCUUCACGUUGAAGCGCCGCUUAUUACUAUAUCAACAGAAGAGCCCCUAGAUGAUAAAGAUUGUGCGAUAAUUAAAGAAGAGAACCCAAUAUUUGGUGGCUAUACAUUUCGUUAUACCGGAAGACCCUUGAAAGACGAAGGGUACGAGGAAUUGGUGGUAUUGUUGUUGUAUGGAGAUAAUCUUUCAUACGAAUACGAAGGCCUGGUUUUGUCCAAGCGUGGAGAGGAGUGGGAACGCGUUGGGUUCGCCUGGAUAGGAUCAGAUCUUCCAACAAGGUCAGAACGUCCAAACACAUAUCAGGAACCAAAGAAGUUUACGAAGCGAGUGGUAUUGAUAUAG
This is a messenger RNA of Fusarium poae, 1557 nucleotides long. RefSeq lists its product as uncharacterized. The coding region runs from base 1 to 1557 and encodes 518 amino acids. The transcript has a single exon. The record is from RefSeq and is a predicted model, not a curated record. NCBI's taxonomy places the organism in Eukaryota, Fungi, Ascomycota, Sordariomycetes, Hypocreales, Nectriaceae.